AUGGCAGAAAGAAAAAUCCUAUCGCCGAGGAAGACGGGUAAUGAAUCAGCUGCAACUGGUGGUGAUAACAUUGAAGAAAAUACACCACCGGAAAGGAAUGAGAAUUGGACGUAUUUUGACCGCGAUGAAAAUGAACCACCGAGAAAACGAGUCAGUAAUACUGGUAACAAGGCGGAAAGAAGUACACUGGAGACGAGAACUGAUGCCGUUAAGCAGCCACCUGUUGCAUUUGAUAGUGACAGAACUGGAAACGAAUUGGAUAGUGAAUGCCGGGAGAAUGAAAAGAAGGCGAAAAUUAGUCCGUCAAGGAAGGAAAGAGCACUUGGACUUCUGUGCCUCAGAAAGGAAACGGCCAUUCGGACGAAUUCCGAAGAGUUGGUGUACAUAAUCGAACAGGCGGUGGUCAGAACUGAAAUACCUGUGCCUGACGUGUCGCAACAUACAAGUAAGAUCAUUAAAAUAAGAUAUACCAGUAGUCCAGGCAGUCUUCAUAUCCUUGCUAUAGUUUUUUAG
Gongylonema pulchrum is the source of this 513-nucleotide messenger RNA. The record is from the annotation of a GenBank genome assembly. Lineage: Eukaryota; Metazoa; Nematoda; Chromadorea; Rhabditida; Gongylonematidae.